Chanos chanos (milkfish) is the source of this 2646-nucleotide messenger RNA. RefSeq names its product SLIT and NTRK-like family, member 3b (gene slitrk3b). Gene Ontology annotation, cellular component: postsynaptic density membrane; GABA-ergic synapse. Gene Ontology annotation, molecular function: protein binding. NCBI's taxonomy places the organism in Eukaryota, Metazoa, Chordata, Actinopteri, Gonorynchiformes, Chanidae. Bases 1 to 2646 code for a protein of 881 amino acids. The record is from RefSeq and is a predicted model, not a curated record. Gene Ontology annotation, biological process: axonogenesis; positive regulation of synapse assembly. The transcript has a single exon.
AUGCACUCAACUGCUUUCAGAGAAAGGAUGCUGUGGGUUACACUUCUAAGCAUAAUUGCACUUGGAUGGACAACUCAAAUCCCUCUGUUGGAUGACUCAGAAGAAAUUGAUGAACCUUGUUUUGAGCCCUGCUUUUGUGAGGUAAAAGAGGGACUGUUCCACGUUCAUUGCGGCAGCAAAGGAUUUACAAAUAUUAGCCAGGUAUCGCAGUCUUGGCAAAGGCCGUUCAAGCUCUACCUGCAGAAAAAUUCUCUACGGAAGCUUUAUUUCAACAGUUUUCUGCACUUGAACAAUGCGGUGGCCAUUAAUCUGGGGAAUAAUGCCCUGCAGGACAUUCACGUUGGAGCGUUUAAUGGGCUGAGCUCUCUGAAGAGACUAUACCUGCAUGAGAACAAGCUGGAAGUGUUCAAGAAUGAUACGUUCUUGGGACUGGAGAACUUGGAAUACCUUCAGGCUGACUACAAUGUGAUCAAGAGAAUAGAUAGCGGUGCAUUUAGGAACCUACACAAACUAAGAGUUCUCAUUCUGAAUGACAAUUUGAUACCCAUGCUGCCCAGUUUUCUUUUCAGAUCUGUUUCGUUAACACAUCUUGAUUUGCGUGGGAACAGGCUUAAAACGUUGUCCUACAAAGGCACCCUGGAAUAUAUUGGUCGCAGUCUGAUGGAGAUCCAGUUGGAAGAGAAUCCCUGGAACUGUGUAUGUGACAUAAUUCAGCUACAGGCCUGGUUGGAACACAUUCCAUAUACAGCGGUGGUUGGUGAGAUCACAUGCGAGUAUCCUUUUCAUCUUCACGGAAAAGACCUGAGGGAAAUCAAACGCAGCGAGCUCUGCCCAACGCUGAGCGAUGCAGAACUGGAGGCAAGUUUGGGAAUCCCUCAUUUGCCUUUCUACACUGGCCGAGUAAGGCCCACGAAACCCUCCUCCAUGGUCUCCCCCAAUCAAAAUGCUGCCUCCUCAGUGGAACACAGAGAACGACCCCCAAAACCAACAAAAAAAGUAAGGCCUUCCAAGACCCCACCAACACCACGUAGUGUCUUCCCAAAUCAGCCACCCAUUGCUGGGUAUCAAACAAGACCACCCAUACCAAUCAUAUGUCCAACUGGGUGCAUGUGUAAAUUGCAUAUUAAUGACCUUGGCUUGACAGUGCACUGCAAGGAAAACAGAUUUCGUAAUAUUUCUGAAUUAAUUCCACGACCUUUGAAUGCCAAGAGACUUUUUCUUAGUGAAAAUCUCAUACAAAAAAUCUACAAGUCGGAUUUCUGGAACUUCUCGAGUCUUGAAUUUUUGCACUUAGGGAACAAUCAAAUAUUUUAUAUUCAAGAGGGGGCCUUUGUCAAUCUACCCAAUUUGAGAAGACUCUAUUUGAAUGGUAACAACCUUGAGAGACUGACUCCUGACAUGUUCCAUGGACUUCAGAAUCUUCAUUACUUGUAUUUUGAGUAUAACGAAAUACGAGAAAUCCAGCCUGCCACCUUCAAAUUGAUGCCGUCCCUGAAGCUGGUUUUUCUGAACAACAACCUCUUACGAACAUUGCCUGUCGGUGCUUUUGAAGGGACUUCGCUUUUACGUCUGAAUCUACGUAACAACCACUUCCAUCGUUUACCCGUCAGUGGAGUUCUGGAACACCUGCAUGCCGUGGUCCAGAUUGACCUAGAACAGAACCCCUGGGACUGCUCGUGUGACAUCAUUCCUAUGAAAGAGUGGCUGGACAUGCUAAGCUCUGUGGUUGUGGUGGGAGAAGUCUUCUGCAAGACUCCGGAAUCGGUCUCAGGGAAAAAUUUACGGCUACUUAAUUCAGAGGUGAUUUGCCCAGAGCUUCAGCAGUCCCCCGUCUAUCCGACCGAAUCGGAAAAUGAGCUUUCGACUCCGUUCCCUGGCCCAGGUCCCCACCCACCAAAAGGUGCCAUACCUCUUUCUGUGCUUAUUCUCAGCCUCCUGGUUCUGUUUGUGUCUGCUUUCUUUGCGGCUGCUGCCCUCUGUGUGUAUGCGUUAAAGAAGCGCGAGAAGUUGCCCUUCAGGAGGCAAGGGGAAGUCGGACUGGCUGGUAUUCAGAUGGAAUGCGGAAUAUUUACGGAACAGCCACCCACCUUACCGGAGACUCCUCCUUCCAAUCACGUGUAUGAUAGCAUCCCUGCCACCUCCACACACACAAGCAGUAACCCCAUUUACAAGCCGCAGCAGGAGGAGGCUGAACAGCAGACGUUUUUAGACGCUAAAGAGAGCGGAUCGAAUUUCCGAACUUUGGCCGAGAAAGAGAAGGAGUGGACAAUGGCUGUCUCUAGCUCUCCAAUCAACACCAUUGUCAGUGUGGGACCACCCUGUGGUGACUUAGCUGGCUUUCAUGAAAAUGGAAUACUCUGUCCAACAGUGAUUGACAGCCAAGGCCCCACUCCCAAGGUAGACUUUGUGGACAGCCUCUUUGGCUCGGCAUCCCGGUACAACGGUCUGUCGGAUAGGCACGCGCACCCUCCCCCUGAGUAUCCACAUGCAAACCAGGAUGCCAGACUAAAGCAAACACUCACAAGCAGCACAGGGACAAGGACAGGAUGUCCUAAUCAAACCCAAAGUGAUUACCCUGAGCUGAGGGCUAGACUGAAAACCAAGUUGGAUUACAUUGAUAUGCUGGAGAGGUCAUAUCAAUUCUAA